Camellia sinensis is the source of this 1316-nucleotide messenger RNA. NCBI's taxonomy places the organism in Eukaryota, Viridiplantae, Streptophyta, Magnoliopsida, Ericales, Theaceae. The record is from RefSeq and is a predicted model, not a curated record.
UAUGAUAGCUUAUGAAGGCCCGAUGAUUGAGGCUAUCGCCAACCUCGAUGACGAUGAUUGUUAUUUGGACGACAUCCUCUAGCCAGAGGGUGAGCAAGUUUACUAUGGAAGUGCUCUCGAUCCAGAGGGCAGAACAUUUAUGACUCAUGGCGAAGAUCCCUUUGAUCUAGAAGGAGGAGAAGAGUACUAUGGAAGAGGACGACACCAUGUUUAUGUGGCAUCUUAUUUUGAAGAGACCGAAGAGAUGGUUAACUACGAGCCUCCAAGAGCGGAAAAAGAUUUGGAUCACUAUGCCAAAACCUUGCAAGACUGUGUAAAGUUCAAGCAGUUCUUUGACCAGCUUGGACUUUCCAGGGAGGCAAGAACAAAAAUCACCAAGUCCAUCAUUAAUAUAGUCGAGGCACACCAUGAGGAAUGCAUGUCGACUGAGGGAUCUAUCCCGAGGAAGGCAAAAGAGCAAUCUAGUGCCAUUACUUUCUCCGAGACUGAUCGGAAGUAUCAUUUUUCUCACAACCGCCCGCUUUAUGUGACUGUUUUUAUUAACGGGGUUGAGUUCAAAAGGGCCUUUCUGGAUAGUGGAGCCUCUAUCAACAUUAUGACUCGCGCUACUCUAGAAAAGGCCGGAAACUCUGAAGAGCGCAUUGUGAAGCAGCCGAUAGUCAUCACUGGCUUCGGUGGAGAAAGGAGAGUUACUAUCGGAUGCGUAACAGUUGAUUUAGCCGUCGGAGAGAUUCGCUCGGCCACCAAGUUCCAUAUUAUCGAUUCUGAGGCAUAUUAUCACAUUAUUCUAGGGAGGACCUGGAUGCAUAGAUAUGGGGCUGUACCAUCAAGUUAUCAUCAGUGUGUUAAGGCUAAAUGGGGAAAGAAGACGGUGACAAUUCAGGCUACAGAAAGGCCUUUCGAGAUCCAUGAAGCUCAUUAUUCUGAUGCCAUCUACUUCACCGAACUGGCUGUCGAAGAAGUUCCCACCACCUCUAAGCCUCGAGGGGUCAAAAUUCCUCGUUGGGAGGAUAUCAAAGAUGACAAGGAGCCGAUGGCAGAAUCAAGUAAGCAGGCGAUGUCUAGACUAGAAAGCCCGCCUAUUCCUCGGAAGGUGAUGAAAGUUCGAGAAGGAGGCAAGAUGGUGUACUAUUUAUGAAGGUGCGGGGAGUCGGUUUCUUCAGUCACCGACUCCGAGUCAAAAGAAGAGCCUCCUGACAAUGAUAUAGUAAUAAAGCCUGAAGUGGCUCCAGAAUGUAUGCAAGAUGGGCCGAAGCCUCAGCCCGAACAACUUAUUGAAAUAGAUCUGAGUGAUGGACAAGAUGCACCGAGGCCGG